Molecule: messenger RNA, 823 nt
Organism: Terrapene triunguis (Three-toed box turtle)
Lineage: Eukaryota; Metazoa; Chordata; Testudines; Emydidae
Product: glutaredoxin-2, mitochondrial
Exons: 4
Coding region: 125-511 (128 amino acids)
Source: RefSeq, a predicted model, not a curated record
CUGGCCUCUCCCAAAACAAGCCACUGCACUGUGCCCAUCUCUCCCCCAGGGGACAGGAGCACGCAACCACCGGUUGACAGAUGUGCCGCCCAUCGCUUAAUGCAGUAGCAGAAGGCGGCUCAGAAUGGGAAAUAGUCCAUCUACUUCAAUGGGAUUGUCUAAUGGUGCUACUGUGAACAAGAUCCAGGAAACCAUUUCGGACAACUGUGUAGUGAUUUUCUCUAAAACAACGUGCGGCUACUGCAAAAUGGCAAAGAAACUGUUCCAGGAUAUGAAUGUAAAUUACACAGCAAUAGAACUAGACAUGUAUGAAAAUGGAAGCCAGUUUCAAGACAUUCUUCAUCAAAUGACUGGUGGCAGGACGGUUCCAAGAGUGUUUAUUAAUGGGGCUUUCAUCGGAGGUGCUACAGAUACUCAAAAGCUUCACCAGGAAGGCAAGCUGCUUCCAUUAGUUCAUCAAUGUCAAAUGAGAACAGCAAAAAAUUCUGAUCUGUCAUGUAGCCUACCUUAGCCUUAGUUAAAAAAGUGCCCCUAAUCUAGAUGUUAGGUACCUAAAAUCCAUCUUUAGGCCUCUAAAUAAAUGGCCUGACUUUCAGAGGUGCUGAGAACCCACAAGGUCUAAAAUUAAGCCAUUUAUUUGGGGACCUAACUAUGAAUUUAGGUGCCAAUUGUUAAGUACCCGAACUUGAAAAUGUAGGCCUACGUGUGCAGCAUGGUCUACUAAACUAACUAGGGUUUGGAGCGAAUAAUUCAUCAAUUUGAAAUCAUUUAUCUAACACAGACAUUACGGCCUUGGGCAAUACUUAAACCCUCCCUGCCUCAG